Messenger RNA from Myripristis murdjan (pinecone soldierfish), 5015 nucleotides. RefSeq names its product myotubularin related protein 11 (gene mtmr11). Gene Ontology annotation, biological process: phosphatidylinositol dephosphorylation. Gene Ontology annotation, cellular component: membrane; cytoplasm. Lineage: Eukaryota; Metazoa; Chordata; Actinopteri; Holocentriformes; Holocentridae. The record is from RefSeq and is a predicted model, not a curated record. Bases 433 to 2925 code for a protein of 830 amino acids. The transcript is spliced from 17 exons.
UAGAAAGAAGCGCGUAGCAGCAGUAGCGGUGAAUACAUCUCUCCUGUGCGCUUGGUGACUAACUACGCCAUUAUUAAUAGUCCGUUGACCGGCGGUGUUUCAGCAGGGUGUGCUCUUGUUUUUCUCUUUUUUUUCUCGUCAGGACAUGGAUGCUGUCAGAGGGGAAUAGCGAUGAAAAGAGCGAAAAUAGUUUGCCCGUCCACAGCCAGCACCUCUGUUGUAGCAGCCGGUGAUACAGGCUAGCCGUACCCGGACCUCUUGCUCUUUUAACGGGGUUUUUGUCGCUAGAAAAAAAAAUGGAAGAAGGCGAUAACCGUGCGCCCCUUCGAUAAUAACACACUCCAGCUGCUUUUUUGCUUUUCCAUAUAGUUUUCUACCCUUCAUUUCAUUGUUUUUUUUCCCCCGAGCAACUCGAGUCGGCUAUCAUCAAAGAUGCUUACAGGAUCUAAAACCACGUUCAAAGUGAGGCAAAUGGUCCCAGAUAUGAAGGAGAGGAUGCUGAGUCAAAGUGGGCUAAACGCAAGGAGCCGAGACAUGUUCGGACUACGCUGCCUGCCUGGCGAGUGUGUGCUCCAGAGGGCCGUUUUGGUGAGGAAGAAGCUGACUGCCAGGGAGGGAGGAGGCUGGCUGGCCGGUACCCUCUUCUGCACCCAUUUCAGAGUGGCCUUCGUGCCCCAGGACAUCCCCAAACCUGACGACAACGCCGACCCGGUGCUGUUGGGGGAUCAUGAUGUGGCUUUGGCGUCCAUAGAGAAGGUCGUGGCUGUGGGCCCGUCCAGGACCAAGCUGGUCACUCCCAACUCCUCGCUCAAGUUCACUCCGGAGGAACUGGUGCUUUACUGCAGGGACCUGCGAGUCAUCUGCUUCCUCUUUGACCGACUCACUCCUGAGACACAGGCCAUAGAGAUAACCUACACCAUUGCCAAGACAUACCAGCCUCUCAAGCCAGGGACUGUCCUGUCCUUCCAAAACGCUGCCCUUGGGAGUGUGGAAAUGAAGCAGUUCCUUAGCAACCGUCGCAAGGACACCCACAUGAACUGGUUUGAGUCUGCUGCCGACUGGGAGCAGGAGCUGGAGAGGUGCGGGGCCGCCGGCUGGAGAGUCAGCUCUGUCAAUGAUCGCUUUGAGAUGGCCACCAGUCUGCCCAGGUUCAACGUGGUGCCACAGAAAGUUCUGGACACUGAGCUGAAGAAGACCUUCGCCCAUUUCAACGAAGGACGCAUCCCUCGCUGGUGUUGGCGACACCCUCGAGGCAGCGACCUGCUGCGAAUGGCCAGCUUCCAGAAUAAUAUCUACCACGAGAAGGACGACAUCAGGAACCUGGAGCUGAUCCUGUUUGGCGGCCUGUCGCUGUGUGUGGUGGUGGAGCUCGGGGAGGAGAUGCCCUCACCUGCUGACAUCCAGCUGGCACACAGCCGCCUGCGCGCCCUCUGUCUGGGAGAUCUCUCCACGUCUGUGUCGGUGCCUGAUGACAAAUGGCUGUCUACCCUGGAGAGCACCCAUUGGCUGGACUACACCAGGUGCUGUCUGAGGAAAGCUGCUGAGGUGGCGUGCCUGCUUCGCAGUGGUCACCUGACCGUGGCACUUCAAGAAGCGGAGGACCGGGACAUGAGCUGCGUGGUGUCCAGCCUGGUGCAGGUGAUGUGUGACCCGCACUGCCGCACCCAGCUGGGCUUCCAGGGCCUGGUGCAGAAGGAGUGGGUCAUGGCCGGCCAUCGCUUCUACAACCGCGUCAACUACCACCGCGACAACGACAAGGAGGAGGCCCCAGUCUUCCUGCUCUUCCUGGACUGUGUUUGGCAGCUGUGGUCCCAGUAUCCCUCUCGCUUCCAGCUGACAGAGGACUUCCUGCUGGCUCUCCACGACAGCGUUCACCUGCCGCUUUUCUCCACCUUCCUCGCCAACUGUCAGCGUGAGAGAUGCAAGCGCACCCAGCAUUUGUCCCAGUCCUACACGCCAGUCAACGGCUGGAGGGACGUGCUGCCUCGGGGCUCGUCCCCGGACCCGUCAGACCCCACCCUGCCCCCGGUGUGGGACUGGGCCCUGCAGUACAGCGGCCAGAGACAGGCCCGCUUCACCCAGCCCAUCCCCCCGCCCCCGUCAAUCAAGCCGCUGCUCAACGGCAACCUCAACACCAACCCAGACGCUCACAGGCUGAGCGACACCACCCCCGUCUCGGUGUUCCUCCUCUCUCGAGGCGCCUUCUCCUGUCCUGCUAACCUGCUUCCCUGGCGCAGCAGCAGCUCGGGCGUUUACAAGAAGAGCCACCGGAGGGCGCCGUCCUCUGAGAAUGUGCAAGCCCUGGAGAGGCUGCUGAAGGCCUGGGCCCUGACUGAGUAUCCCCACGCCCUUACUUCCAACUGUGGGCCCCAAGGACCCCUUGACCCCUACGAGCCUUUACUGCCCCUCCUGCUGGGGCCCUGCGUGGGUGUGUGGAGAGAGUGCUACCUCCGGGGGGCGCUCCAUGCACAGGCGUUCUCCCACCCCAUCUCCUCCAACCACCUCCAUCCUGUGGAGCAGCUAGCCUGGGAGGUGCAGCAGCUCAGGGACAAGUUAGCGUUAGCGUCCUCCAAAACGGAUGCUAACCCACCUGCCAAGAGAGCCGAGCCCCGGCGGACAGACACCAACCUGAACCAGAACACCAACAACGGCACGUUCCUUUUCCCAGCGUCGAGGCCUCAGGGCCUGGGUGUGACCCGAGCGGCACCCCCACCUACCUCCAUCAACCACCAGACCUCCAGGGGCGCUCCGCCCUCCUCAGCGCCCCAGUCCAGACCCAGCCACAAGGACAACGGUGGCAGCAACAAGCACACCUUCCUCUUCGGGCACCCUUCAGCAACAGAGGCCCGGCCUGACCAGCGCUACUACCCAGCGCCCAAUAACACAAAGCUGCCUAAGAGCAACGGGCCUUCGAUAGGGUCCUGAGACCUGACCAGCCCCCCUUUUGCUGCCUUCCUCAGAUAUGAUACAGACCAUUCCACCCAGGACUCGGGACGAUAACGAAAUCACCUGCCUCCGCACUAUGAAGCUGACCAAUCCUUUUGCUGGUAUCAGAUGCUGAGGAGACCCAGAUGCUUCCUGUCAGAGCCCAUUUUGACUGACAACAGGGUGAUAAGAAGCACAUCUGGGUGGGGGCACGAUGAACUGCAGGUGGAACAAAAUAAUCAGUGCAAAGCACUGGGCCGCGAAUAGUGCUUUAGACUCUGCUUCUUAUCAUCUGUGCUGUAAAGUAUUCAAGAAUGUGACAAAUAUAGUGUAUAUUUGUGAAUUUCACAAAAUUUUAGUAUGCAGUAUUCCACUUAUGAAAUAUAUACAAUAACAUUGAGACCCAAAAUGAAAAAAGGGCUGAAGAUACUUAAUAUAUGAUAUGAAAUCUUCAUAAGCACAUCUUGCAGUAUCUUAAAAUGCAGUAGAGACUGUCUUGACACAUUUUUGUGAACAUCCUGUCAUUCUUCAAGGAAGAAAGCUUUUCAAUUACUUUUUUUUUUCAUCUCUCAGAUGACACACUUAUCCAGAACAACUUAGAACCAGUAAGCAGGGCAGGGGGUCGGCGUGUCGCUGUUUGACAGACCAGAUGGCUGUUCAUCUACGCUCCUGCUACCUACGGGACUGUGUCAUCCAUUAAGCCACUCUAGCCUAGUAGGCCUAGAUUUGUUUUUACAUAUAGUUUCUAAAUCCUCCUGAUAUUUCAUGCUGUUAAAAAAACACAUUGAACCCUCUUGUUUACGGCUCAACUUAAAAUGGAAAAGUACAAUAUUGUUCAGCAAAUGAACAUUAAGAGGGGGAAAAAAUGCAUUCAUUUUUGAACUCCAGGCGCUGUGACCAGUGAUUUUUUUUUUUUUUUAAUGUGGAAUUUAGGGCAUGAGAGCUAUUUUGGUACUGUUCUCAUAUCUCCCCACUUCCAUGGGUGCUUGGGAGCUGUGAGGCCUAUAUUCAGUUCAGUGUGUUAUAUUAGCCUGCACGUGUCAGAAUCUGGCUGCACUCACUGAAUAUUGCAGGAUGAUUCGGUCCGUGCAUGACUGAGAUAAACGUGGGCCCACAGCUUUAGUCAUAUAUAUAUAUAUAUAUGUAUACACUAACCUGAUUUCAAGUUUAUUUAUUUUUUUAUCAAAGUAUUUUUGACUGUCGCUCCAUUUCUGAUAUAAUGGAUGAAUGUGAUAUCUGAGUAGCUUUUCACCAAAUUGAGAGUAUUACUUUGCUUUUUUUUCCCCAUCCUUCUGCGGUGGAAUCAAAACAAACUGUCAUUUUGCUGAUUUAUCACCCGACCUUGAGGAGGUACCAUGUGUUGGAAGUGAAGGGAAGCUUCUUCUGUUCUCACUGUUUACUUUCAUUCCGUCACUUUUCCUGCCUGAUGGUGUUAUUAGUAUGCAGCUAGCAUUUAGGUCAAGGGCUUGGAAAGUGCCUGACUGUAUUUAAAGCAUAGAGGGAAGAAUUUGGUCCUGCGCCUUUAAAUCCAAACAGGUUGUUGUUGUUUGCAUGAUGUGGGUGUCAAGCAGAUACACUGGCGUCAUUCCUGCAGAUGAAUGAACUUGCGUCGUAUGUAAUCGACAAAAAAGAAGCAUGUUUUGCUCUAUUUUUUAAAGUAGGAUAUUAGUUGACAUAGCUGAGACGUAUGCCUGAUGCUUACCUUCUCUCACGUCAAAAAGGUACCUCACUUGAUAGCACUAUGAAUUAUUGAAUUGUUGUAAAUAUUCAUUGUUGAAUAUCAAGGCACAUUGAUAUCGAUUACAACUGCAGAGCUUUCUGGAUGUGAUGCCAAUGCAUUUGCUUGUCUUCCAUGGAAAAACACAAGGCCAUUAUUAUCCAGUUGCAUGGACUGUCAAGAUGUGGCUCUAAAAUUCAUGAGAAUUUAAAAGCAUGCAAGCCUGUGUACUUUAUUUGUAGGUCUGUAUCAUUGUAUAUUUUAAUGUUUUUUGGUACAAAUAUCACAAAUUUGCCAGAUGUACAUAUUUUUUUUUGUAUCAGCAUGUUAUGAACCGGAGUAAUAAAUGGCAAUAUUAGUUGAUCAUCUCUCA